AUGGGUCACUUGUGCCUUGCUGCAUACCACAAAUAGACGUGGGUCCUUUCUGCCUGCCAAUGGAUUCCCGGGACAUUUUCCCCUGGUAACGAAAAAGGGCUGGGCAUGGGUCCGGUCAGGGACUGGCGAACACAUUUACUCAGAAGUCAGGUUAGGUGCCAUUCAAAGGUGGAGAGGUGAAUGUAGUUUCUCAGCCAACAAAUGCUGAUAGCGAGGAAGAAGACAAAGUACAAAGAGGCGAAACAGUGGCUUGACAGAACAGAAUGCCCUCUGUGAGAGACCGUGUUGCAUCCAUCCAUUGUUUGUAGCAGACAGCGGGCGCGCCAGGCUGUAUGAGUGAGUGCACAUUCCUUAGAGAGCGAGCGACUCGUGUGUAUCUGCUGUGCUUUUUAUUAUUUUCCACUACGAUUUCCCAUUUGAGGGCAGUCACUUUCCAUUAAGGAAAUCUUCCCUGCCACGCGAGCUGUCCAGGACUAACGGCUGUUGAUCAACUUGAGAGAGACUGAGGGAGAGUGAGAUAGAGGGGGAGGAGAUCGUGGACCCCAAAAGGAGGGCAAUUAAGUACAACUCAAGGGUGGAAUUAAAUUUUGCAACGUAUGCCUCUUGCUAAAAAACAAGGAAAGAUUUGUUAGUUGUCACAUGGGCGGUGUCUUACUGGUGCCGUAGGGAGAUUUCUGUCCAGCCCCCUCCCCCUCCUCCCCCACUCCUCAUUCAGCUGCCUCUCUUCCUGCUUUUCCCAGAUAACACCCAGCUCGGACAGGACCAGGAGGCCAGGAUUGUGCCGCGGAUUUCUUGACACCCGCGUGGAAUUUUGCCUGUCUAUCGGAGGAUCCUUGUGGAGGCGGGACCCUGAUCACAGUACCCAGCUGCCCCAGGAGGCAUGGCUGGGCCCAUUACACUAACCAUGUCAAACAGUCUGCCGGACUGCGACCUCAAACCCAUUUACCCCACGGCUAUGCAGGCCAAGGCCCAGACCUGGGACUCACCUGAGGCCGCACCCACCAGCAAGGCAAGGUCAUCGGGGGACUCAAGGCUCUCCCGUAGCUUCUCCAGGUCGGACUCAGACUUGCUGAGCUCACUCACCAGCGAGGAGGAGGAGUACACCUGCAACCCUGGGGAGAAGCGGCUAGAGAGGUCGCCCUCCUACACCUCAGAAUGGGAUGAGAUUGACAAGAUCAUGGACCUGAUUGGUGCUGGAAUCGAAUUCUCCAGGGAGGUGUCACCCACCACUGCCGGGACUGAAAAGGUGGUCCCCACAGAGGGAACACUGCAGGGGGGCACCGGUGUGCGCGGCCUGGACCGGCCCGUCGGGGACUGGCUGGAGCACGUGGGCCUGCCCCAGUACGAGAGCAAAUUCCUGCUCAAUGGCUUCGACGACCUGCGUUUCAUGGGCAGCAAUGUCAUGGAGGACCAGGACCUUAGGGAGAUAGGCAUCAUAGACCCAAGCCACAGGAGGAAGCUCUUGAACUCAGCACGGUCAUUGCCAAAGGUGAAGGCCUUGGGUUGUGAUGGCAGCACUUCGCUCAUUUCCUGGCUGGAUACGCUUGGCUUGCAAGCAUACCUGCCCAACUUCCUGUCUGCCGGCUACCACACCCUGGACUGUGUCAAGAACCUGUGGGAGCUGGAGAUGAUCAAUGUACUGAAGAUCAAUCUGCUUGGCCACAGGAAACGCAUCAUUGCUUCGCUGGCAGAACUGCCCUAUGAGGAGACUCCCGCCAAGCCUUCCCGUCUCUCUCAGAUUAGGUGUCAGGAGCUCAUCUCCCAACCCUCCUCCCCCCUCAGCUACAUGGACUCCUACGCCAGCCGAUCCAUGGACCACCUGCUUCCCGGGGGCGACUCGGCCAGGAGGAGGAGGAGCGACCGGGAGCAGACCCCCUCCCAGCGUUCCCAGAGCGAGAGACCCCGGUCCCAUGACAGGCAGCUUGACAGGCAGCUCGAGCGACAGAGAGAAGGCCGUCUGACCCUGCGCCCCCCCAGCCAGUCGACGCCUUUUGCCCCUGCCCCUGGGUGGCACCACCAGCCCGAGAAGCUCAUCUUUGAGGCCUGCGGUUACGAAGCCAGCUACUUGGGGUCGAUGGUCAUUAAGGAGCUGAGAGGCAUUGAAUCCACCCAGGAAGCCUGUGCCAAAAUGAGGACUGCUGAACAGAAGAGGAAGGUCCCCACCAUUGUCCUCUCCAUCACCUACAAGGGGGUCACGUUCAUUGAUGCAGCCACUAAGAGCAUAAUCACGGAGCAUGAGAUCCGGAACAUCUCCUGUGCGGCCCAGGACCCCGACGACCUGUGCACCUUCGCCUACAUCACCAAGGACCUGCAGAGUGGCCACCACUUCUGUCAUGUCUUCAGCACAGUGGAUGUGAGCCUGACCUAUGAGGUGAUCCUGACGCUGGGACAGGCAUUCGAAGUGGCCUAUCAGCUGGCGCUCAAGGCCCAGAGAUCGCAGCAGCACCGGAUCCCGGCGACAUCAUCAUCGGACCUCAUAGAGACCCGGUCCAGCCAGUCCAUGCCAAAGCCCAGGAGUAGCUCCCGGAAGUCGCCGGAUCCUUUGCUGCUAGAGAGCCACUGCUGUCACUGUCACACCUGUACUACCCAUCGGCCCUCUCAUCUCCCGCUGCGGGCCGUCAGUCCCGGAGAGCAGAUGGACCACGUAGACAAGGCAGCGGAAACACAGUCCUUGGGCAGUGGCACAUGGCUGACUGAGCAGCAGGACCCAAGCAAGCCCACCCCCAGCACCAAGUAUGAGACCACCAUAUUCUGAAAGCCUCAGAUUCUGCUCCUCGCCCCACCUCCUUUCACUGUGACCCCUCCCACCCUCGGAUGACCUUCUCCAAACCUCCAGCUGAGCUCAUGCUAACCCGCUUCAUUGGCACUUCUGUACACAGAGCGCAUCACUGAAGAAAUCCUUGGCAAUAAUCUGGAUUUUGCUAACAGAAGCUCCGCCCCCUUUAAACUGCCCCUCCCAUUAUUAUUUGGGCACUCCAAUUUGAAAAAGAAAAAAAAAAAACAGUUUUUGAAUGAAUUUCGUCACAUGAUUGGUUGCAGAUUUCCUGGUGGUGCUUCGUAGUUGUGGACAUGACACCCCAUUUUAGAACAAGAAAUCAAGACGCUGGAACCUUUUUCUUGCCUUUUGUACAAGUAGCACAUUGGAAAUUCUUACUCGAUAUCAGAAAGCUGAUGUUCCGCACUCAUGCAACGUCUCACGCCAUUUGGACACUGGAACUGAGACUUGCUCUGUGUGCUCAGCUCUAGAGUGUAGCUUUCAUUUCUACUGUGAAUGUUUAGAUACCAAAGCAGCAGAUUUCCCUUUUUCUGAUUGGUCCUCUCCGUCUUGUAGUGACAGGUAGCCUGUCGGACCUUGCUUUACGCUCUGUUCUUGCUCUUCCUCCAGUGUUGGAACGUUUUUAAGGACUCGCUCUUGGUUUUGCUUCCUUCCUUAUUGGAGCACGUUCCACUGUGAUGAGACUUCAUUUAGAGCUUAACUGCUGCUGAACCAUAAAAAUUCACACAAGAGGCACAACAAACCCGUGUCGAACAUUUCUGAGCUAUAGUCUAAGACAAUAAUUCCCAAUCCGGUCCUCAGGGACCGACAGACUGUCCACGUUUUUGCUCCCUCUCAGCUCCCUGUAGAGAGCAAACAUGUAGACUCGGAAGGAGCAAAAACAUGGACCAGCUGUGGGUCCCCAAGAACUGGAUUGGACCUUUAGUUUUUUAUAAACAUUAGAUUAACUUCAGUGCUAAUGUUUCUUCCCAAAGUGUUAUGCUUAUCAUGGAAUGUCCACUAUCUUAAACAAGGUUUAGCAUCUUAUUUACUGCAGGAGUGACAGAAACCGCAUGUUAUGCUGAGUGCAGCUUCUUCCUACGGCUCUCGCAAGCUAAAAAAAAAAAACAUCUUAGUCUCCAUAAGCAGAUGAUUAUGAAUGUUAUUUGAUGCAUCCAGUUUAAAAUAAACAAGAAAGCACAAAGAAGACCAGGCGGUUUGGACUCUGAAGACCCCAAACAGCUUUGAUUUUUGAUUGUGGAUCUUAACCUUCUGAUGUCCAGGUGGCGAGUUUUCAUCCACUUACCUUCCAAGAUUCUGUCCAGGCUCCUUAAGUUUUAUCUGCUCUCUUUGGCUGUGACUCAGGAUCUGUCUGUCAAAAGUUCACUUCAGAGGUAACUAAGAAUGUUCACUUAGCUUUGGUUCGCUGGAUUUGCGUGGGAUUCAGUUAAAACUUUUACUUCUAUUUGAGCGAAGAGAAAUUCACACACUUUUAAUUAAAAGCAAUGAAGGUGAACCUUGAGUUGCCAUUUGCAAUACUUUUGAUCUCUGUGGACGUGAACAGUUUCUGUAAAUCGUGAAAACUGCAAAGCUCUAAGAAGUCUUUGUCAAGCUAAGCUUUCAUGGUGGCAAGGAUGAAAAGAAAAGCAUCAGUUUCAAGUAGCUUUUGAGAACAGGAAAUCCAAACAACUGCCCAUUUUCUUUUCCAGUCAUCAAACUUCCCUAGUUCCAAAAAUAUACAUUGUCAUUAUUCUGCAUAUCGUGUCUAUUUAUUGGGUUUUAACCUGAAAUAAUUUCUUUUGCCUUCAUCGCAUACAUCUCACAUGUCACAUCUGAUGAGCUGAUGAGUUCAUGUCCACAAAAGCACUUCCUGUUUUCUGUGUGUGUGCUUGUAAGUGGCCUCCUUUGACCUUAGUCUAUAUUUUGUUAAAACCUCAGAGCAAAGGCUGCAUUUCCUGGGGCGGGGGGGGGGGGGGG
This is a messenger RNA of Paramormyrops kingsleyae, 4732 nucleotides long. The record is from RefSeq and is a predicted model, not a curated record. NCBI's taxonomy places the organism in Eukaryota, Metazoa, Chordata, Actinopteri, Osteoglossiformes, Mormyridae.